GAAGGCAACAUACGUCACCAAUCAGAUUUGGCGCGCGUCGCUUUCCGAGGUUCUGAACAGGAGAGGACGUUACUUCAGGACUAGCUAGUUGGAUGAGCUGCUUUUUCUAAACAACCACAAUGAGGAGACAAGAAAACCAGCCACCCCGACCAACAGCAGGCUGCCUGCCUGUGCUGCUGUUCAACCAGAAGAAAAGAACCAGAGUUCCCUUGACAUCUGCUCCCAGUGAGAAUGAAUUCUUCUCCCACAGUGAAUUCAUGGCGAGCACCAGCUCAGCUCCAUCUCACAGCUCCCCAGGUGCGUAUGGAUGUGACCAGGCCUCUGGUACUUCCUCUGGUGCUCCACAAAGCCACCUGUGGAGCAGACAGUGCGUCCCAUCAUCUACUCCGCCCCAGCAGUAUGGCAGCAACAGACCUGCUCCUGGACCUGCUCCUGCAAUGAGACACUAUGCACCUAUAACACAUCCAUACAAAGCUGAAGGCACAAGACAGUACAGCAACCCAGUGAGAAAACAACAGGUUUCCAGCCCCAGUUUGAACUCCAGACAGAGUGACUAUCGGUCCAGCCACAUCCGUGAGAGUGCACAGAGCAAGCCAAAACCCCACACUGCGUUCUCCCUGAUGGGUCAGCAGCCAAUUUACAAACCACCCAAUCCCACACAUCAGUAUUCCCAGCAGUCCAGACCUCUGCCUGCUCCUGUCCCUCCACCCAGCAGGCCCUCUGUUCAUCCGGUGCAGCCACAAAACAACUCGUGGAAGUUUACUGACAGCUUUGGGCCACAGAAACCCACAAUUGAGGGAAACAAGAGCAGAAAUCAACCUCAGACUGUGCGACAAACUCAGGAAACAUUUACAAAGAAGCCAGCUGUUGAGAACUCACUGAGGAUCCUGACCGCAGUUAUUGAUGGCAUGAGACACUGGAGCCAGUUCAAAGACAAAGUCCCAAACUUAUUUGAGAUAUUUGCUACUCUGGACUCGGCAGUGACGGUGGGUCGACACGGAGCCAAGAACUUCCUCAUGAGAGAUGGGAAGCAGGUUGUGCAGUGUGUCUUCUAUGAAAAUGAGCAGGUACUGCCCCGACUCAUCCGUGGUCAAGUACAUCGAUGUGUUGGGAACUAUGACCACAGCACAGAUGUCCUGGUGUGUGUGUCCGUCAGACCCGGCCUCCCGUCAGAGCUGAGGAACGCUCAGGAGGCUGUGAAAGCCUGCGAUGCUGAGAUGAGGGUGCUGGUCAAAUCACUCAGUGAAGUCUGAGUGUGAGCAGGUAUCUUCGGCAGCACGAGACUCAUGUCAAGAUGGUAUACCGAUGUUUGAUGAGGGAACAUGAGAGCCAAGCCUCGUACUUGUAUAUAAUAGAUGAUGUAAUAGAUGAUCUGUGUUAUGGUUUGAAGCCUCCAUAGUUUUAGAAGCAUAUUUAAGACACUGCUAACGUUUUGGACCUGAAAGGAACUGUUGACUCUAGUUUUUUUCAGUUUUUUUAUUGAAUGUAACAGCUGAAUUCACGUCCAUGUUCUGGCGUAGACGUUCUUGUGUUAAUCUGUGAAAGAAAUCUAUAAAAAGUAGUUUCAUUUAACGGAAA
Molecule: messenger RNA, 1578 nt
Organism: Acanthopagrus latus (yellowfin seabream)
Lineage: Eukaryota; Metazoa; Chordata; Actinopteri; Spariformes; Sparidae
Product: spermatogenesis-associated protein 22
Exons: 8
Coding region: 120-1253 (377 amino acids)
Biological process (GO): meiotic DNA repair synthesis; homologous chromosome pairing at meiosis; gamete generation
Source: RefSeq, a predicted model, not a curated record